Messenger RNA from Sebastes umbrosus (honeycomb rockfish), 6885 nucleotides. RefSeq names its product DnaJ (Hsp40) homolog, subfamily C, member 6 (gene dnajc6). The transcript has 19 exons. Gene Ontology annotation, molecular function: clathrin binding. NCBI's taxonomy places the organism in Eukaryota, Metazoa, Chordata, Actinopteri, Perciformes, Sebastidae. The record is from RefSeq and is a predicted model, not a curated record. Gene Ontology annotation, cellular component: vesicle; postsynaptic density; intracellular membrane-bounded organelle. The coding region runs from base 348 to 3323 and encodes 991 amino acids. Gene Ontology annotation, biological process: synaptic vesicle uncoating; clathrin-dependent endocytosis.
UACUCAGUCGGGGACUACAGCGACAGAGCAGCAGCAGCAGCAGCAGCAGAGGCGUCGUAUAGUAAGAUGCGGUGCUGCUGAGAAAAGAGGAGGCGAUAGACAGAAACAGAGAAAGAGAAAGAGAGAGGGGGAGGGAGGAGAGAGAUUGAGGCAGAAUAUUUCCCCAGAAAACAGAGGAGACCGGUCGUCCUCUCCUGCUCGGACAUGUGGUGCACCCAGCAGCAGCAGCAGUAGCAGCGGCGUGCGGCGGCGGCUGUGGCGGAGGCGGCGAACACGGCGCGGCGCACUAGCCUUGUCGUCUUUUGGGAGCUCCUUUUGUCUUUUAAUUUAUUUUCCUUGCUUCGGUAAUGAGCCUGCUGGGGGCCUACAAGAAAAAGACCAGUUACGAUGGCUAUGAAUCUUUGCAGUUGGUCGAUAGCGGAGGAGAUAGCUUCGGUGUCGGCAGAGGGAGCGGCAGCGGCAGCAGCGGCGGAGGCGGCAGCGGCAGCGGCGGCAGCGGCACACUCGGCGGCUCCAUUGCGGCCAGCCUCGGACCGAAGGCAGCAGGCCCGCUGAGAGAGGAGGACUGCAGCACCAUGGACAGCUCAGAUAUGGAUGCCAAUUAUGGUGGAGGACUGUUGGAUAUGGUGAAGGGAGGAGCCGGCAAGUUCUUCAGCAACUUUAAGGACAACUUGAAGGACACGCUGAAAGACACCUCCACCAAGGUCAUGCAUCAGGUUGCCACGUACACUAAAGGGGAGCUGGACAUUGCCUACAUCACAUCGAGGAUUAUAGUGAUGACCUACCCAGCGGAGUCAGUGCAGAUUGGCUACCAGAACCACGUAGAGGACAUUCGCUCCUUCCUCGACAGCCGCCAUGCCGACCACUACACUGUCUUCAAUCUGUCACAGCGCAACUACCGCGGCGCCAAAUUCUCCAACAGGGUUUCAGAGUGUAAUUGGCCUUCUCGCCAGGCUCCCAGCCUCCACAACCUGUUUGCUGUGUGUAAGAACAUGCACAACUGGCUCAAACAGAAUCCCAAGAAUGUGUGUGUCCUCACCUGCUCGGAUGGUCGUGCUCCCUCGGGUGUUUUGGUUUGUGCCAUGUUCUGCUUCUGCCACCUCUUCAACAACCCGGUUCCUGCCAUGCAGCUGCUCAGCGCCAAGAGACCAGGCUCCGGCCUCUGGCCCUCCCACCGCAGGUACAUCGGCUAUGUGUGUAGCAUGGUAUCAGAGAAGCCCAGCCUACCCCACUCCAAGCCCUUGAUGAUCAAGGGUCUCACCAUGAGUCCGGUCCCCUGCUUCAACAAGCAGCGCAGCGGCUGUCGGCCCUUCUGCGACGUCCUCAUCGGAGAGACGAAGAUCUUCACCACUGCACAAGAGUACGAGAGGAUGAGAGAGCACAGGGUCCAAGAGGGCAAGGUAGUCUUCCCUCUGGGUGUGAGUGUGCAAGGAGACGUCGUUGUUUCAGUCUAUCAUAUGAGGUCAACCAUCGGGGGACGUCUGCAGGCCAAGGUGUCCAACACCCAGAUCUUCCAGAUCCAGUUCCACACUGGCUUCAUUGCUCCUGGUUCCACUAUGUUAAAGUUUAACAAACCAGAGCUGGAUGCAUGCGACUCUCCUGAGAAGUAUCCCCAGCUUUUCCAUGUGAUACUGGAUGUGGAGGUGGAGGGGAUGGACAAGCAAAAAGACCUGACGCCGCCGUGGGAGCAGUUCCCCUGUAAAGACCUCAACCCCAGCGUGCUCUUCUCCUGCCACCAGGAGCACCAGGACGCACUGGCUAUUGCUGAUGAGAUGGAGGGAUUGGAUCUGGAGGAGCCAAGUCGGCCCCACGGAGGUCCAGACGGUCGGGGCCACGGCGAGGAAAGCGAGCCCUCGGACGAUGAGAUGCUCUCUCUCUCCAGCCAGCGAAGUAACGCCAGCACGGCCCCCCAAAGACCCGACCCCCCUGCUCAGACGCCUGCCGCCAACGCACCCGCCGAGGAAGUGGAUCUUCUCGGCCUCGACGGGGAGGAUGUCAACCGUCCUUCAUCUCAGCCCCCGUCUGCUGCAGCCGCAUCCACUGACCUCCUGGGCGACUUGUUCGGGGGCCCACCCCAGCCAAGCAGUGGGGCGUCGUCCGCCCAGUCCACACCACAUAAAGUAGUCCCAAACACUGCCUCGCCAUGUCCCUCUCCUGCGCCAGCGUUUGAUCCCUUUGGGGCGGGUCCCAUGCCGAAGCCUCAGGACAUGAUGGGUUCGUUCCUUGGACCAGGUAACGUUGGGCAGCCAGACCCCUUCCUGCAUGCUACUCGCUCUCCAUCACCCACCCUGCAACCUACAAGCUUGGGCCGGAGUUCCCCCGUCCCGCCCGCCAACCCGACCGUCAACAUUCAGCAGCAGAACGCAAAGGGAGGAUGGGACUGGAACAGACCCGCUACUACGUGCCCAGGAGCAGGCUUUGGUAUGGGCAGUCGGUCAGCCACUACUAGCCCCACAAGCUCGGUCAACAGCACCCCCACCCACCAAACCAAGCCAAACAACCUGGACCCGUUCGCUGACAUCGGCAACCUUGGGGGAAGCCUUGGAGGUUCUGGCUUCUCCAGCAAACCCACCACUCCUACUGGAGCUGCCCCAUCCGUCCCUCCCAUGGGCUCCCCAUCGCGACCUCCUCCGUCUCCCCAGCACGCAGAAGGGUGGCAGCCCAACGCAGGAGCAGGCUUCCCCUCAUGGCAGCCAGGUGCUGGAGGCGGCGGUGGAGGAUGGCAACACCAAGGACAGGGACCUGUCGCAGGACCGCCGCAGCCAAAGCCCAGCCCCAGCCACGCCCCCAUGCCUCAGCAAUCGCCCCAGAACCGACCCAACUACAACGUCAGCUUCUCUGCGAUGGGAGGGGGCUCGCCCAGCGCGGCGGCCAAAGCACAGGCUACCAUGGCACCCCCUAAGCCCAAACCCUUGCAUGCCAACUUUGACGACCUGCUGUCAGGUCAGGGCUUUGCAGGGACCAAAGAGAAGAAAGGGCCCAGGACUAUAGCGGAAAUGAGGAAGGAGGAGAUGGCCAAAGAGAUGGACCCUGAGAAAAUAAAGAUUCUGGACUGGAUCGAGGGGAAGGAGCGUAACAUCCGUGCUCUGCUGUCCACCAUGCACACUGUGCUGUGGGAGGGAGAGACGCGCUGGAAGCCCGUGGGCAUGGCUGACCUGGUUACUCCAGAACAGGUCAAGAAGGUCUACCGCAAAGCAGUCCUGGUCGUCCACCCAGAUAAGGCGACGGGACAGCCCUAUGAACAAUAUGCCAAGAUGAUUUUCAUGGAACUAAAUGACGCCUGGUCAGAGUUUGACAGCCAAGGACAAAAACCCCUCUACUGAAUAAAUACAGAGAGGAAGUGAGCGUGGAGAGAGCGUCCCUCCUGAUUCUGUCAUCUAAUCCUAAAAACGUGUCACCAUUUCUGGUCAACAUACUACACCCGACAACAUCUGCCUUUAUACCUGUGCUUUGACCCGUGCUUCUCUUCUCACCACGCACAAACACAGAACAUCCAGCUGAUCUGCAAAGAUGGCAAAAGACAGCAGAACGUCCAGCGUUCAAACUGACUCAAACGACUCCCCGUAACUCAAAUGUACCUACCUACUGUAUGUACAGGUGCAACAUUGCCCUUUCUCGUUGAGUGUCCUUAAACAGACCCACCAAUAAAAGCAGAGUCACCGGGACGUCUAGAAAAACAAAAGAAACUCUUGAUUGAGAGGAGACGGAUCAAAAGAGAGUGAGAGACGGCGGACCUGCGAGAUAAGAGAAAAACACAUCAGGGAGUGAAUUGAACAAGCAUUUCAAAGACUGCUCUAAAUAAGAGAAUCAGAGCGCCAGAUAGUCUGUAAGGCACAAAUAAGCAUUUAACAGCAAUCAAGCCUUUUACCCACAAAAACAUUCUGUUGUGCUUUGUGUGAAAUUUGGAUCCACGAUUAGUUCUGUCAUAUCAAAUCCACAGUUUUUCAUGCAAGUGAAUGUUCGUAGAAGUACGGAAAAGUCAAGUUACAAUAGCUUUUUUCACUGGCAAACCUGUUUUCCAUCCAAAACAGGCUGUUUAGAGGUACAAAUUAACAAUCUAUCUAAUUUAAAAGUGCUAUGAAAGUGCAAAGAGAAUGAAAGCAAACUGCUGUUACUGCAUUUGACAGUAACUCCAUUAGCCUUAUUUAUUACGUCUGCUGAGGAUAAUUGAAAAUGACGGGCUCUACAAUAAAAACACAGGUCAGAAGUAGGGGUGGGAAUCACCACAAUACGAUAUUAUCACGAUACUUAAGUCAUAAUACGAUCUUAUUGCGAUUUUAAACAUUUUACGAUAUGCUGAGUAUUGUGAUAAGAUACUGUAUAUUGUGAUUUAUUACCUCUUUUAUCUGCAAAUGAUGCAGUUUGUCAACAUCUGUUUUAUCUAAUAAGAUAGUUUUCACUCAGAGAGUCAGAGUUUUCAAUCACAUAUCUAGAGGUCAAGGGGCCCCUUUGAAAAUAGCUGUGCCACUUUUUCCUCACCAAAAUUUAGUGUAAAUUUGGAGCGUUAUUUAACGUUCUUCCGACAAGCUAUCAUGUUCAUCCUUACAUUUUCUAGUUUCAUAUUAUACCAGUAUCUUCAGGCUGAGCCCGCUACGGCCUGUCAUAAAGACAGUAAUGUUGGUCGGGAUUGCGGGUCUCAGAGGGUUAUAAAACCAUAAUUACCAAUUCGCCAAAAUGUUGUGUAAAUUUGCAGCGCUAUUUAGUGUUCUUCUUCUAACACGGCAUGGUUGGUACCAAUGGAUUCCUUAGGUUUUUCUAGUUUCAUAUGAUACCACUGAUCUUCACUCUACUGUGUUCUCCUUCUCCUUUUAAGACUGAGCCCGCUUUAAUCCGUCAGAUUGUUAAACCAAGAGGUUAAUAGUUUAUAUAAUAGAAGAUCGUCCAUGUAUUGAUACAAUAUUGUCACCCAAAAUAUUGCGAUACUAUGCUGUAUAGAUUUUUUUCCCCCACCCCUAGUCAGAAGGCUUCUACAAUUUAAAUUCCCGACUUAAUAUUCAUACGACAGAUAAACAAAAAGGUGUUUUUACUGUAGGAGAUUAUUGGUGUAUCUGCUGUAAUCGAACCUUGUGUGUGUUUCCUUGUUUGCAGGGAACUGAGGAUUGUAAACUGUAUUUUAGGAUUAGCACAUGUACAGUUCCACACAUGGAGCACCUCGAGGCCUCAUACGUACUCGCUCACACGGUGUAUUUUUGAGAGGGAGCUCUGUGAAAGCACAAACUUUUACUCGGUGCAGCUUUGAAGGAGAGCCAUUGUUAUUUAUUUAUUCGUUAAUUUUUGUUCCGUUUUGUUGUUUUGUGUAUCGGACCUGCUGCGUUAUUUUGGUUUGAAAGAACUGCACAUGUCAUCAGCUAAUGUAUGUAAGGAACAAGUUGACACUGGUAAGACUAUAUCACAUUUUUUUGUGUGUAUAACCUUUUAUAGUCUAUAACUACAGAAUGGCACUUAUAGUGUUGCUCAUCUGACGUUUCUACUUCCUGCAAUUCAAACAGAGUCUUAGGUUGAUUUUGCAGAGAUGGAAAAUGUUCUCAUACUGUAACAUGAUAUGUAAACUGUCAAGACUGAUAAGUGAAUUAAUGUGCUUCACUUCUUCUUAUCUCAAAUUCCUAAUUUCACUCAGAUCAUACAUAUAUCUGCUUUUAUCAAAACACGGAUUUGCAGCAGUUGCAACAUUUUUUUUGUAUUACUUUAUGUAAUUUGUUUACGUUUGUUUACGACAUUUCCAUCACAGCGCUGAACCUUUUUUAAUUUAUAAUUAUCAUGCAGCUUUUUGUCUGGAUGUGUAAUACUGACACCAUUUCAUAUCAACGUGAGGUGCAACACACACGGCUGCACAUGUUGCAGAUUUCUAAUAAGUUUGAAUCCAGAACAGAUUUAAAUACUUUUCAUUUACUUUCAGUGACAUGCUGAUGUGAUUGUUCCUCUGUAUGAUGGAAAUUGACUUCCUGACAUUAAAAAGUAUUUCACAGUCCUGGGAUGAAGUCCAUGGGCCAAUGACAAAUAUACAGUAUGCACAAAACAGAAUAUUUACUUCUUAGCAAGUGGAAACUGAAGCAAUCCUCAAUUUCCUUUUGUGGUUUGAUUCGGACACUAAUAUGAUCUUAUAACAUCCUCUUAACCACAGAGCUUUACUGUAAAACCUAACUUAGCAUUUUUAUUCUGACGUUUGACAUCUGUUAUCAAAAAUGUGUCAAUUUCACACGUAAAUUAAGCAGAAUAUUUGCCUUCACAUGUUCAUGAACUGUUCUUUAUAUUGUUUUCAUGCUCUCUCUCUCUCUCUCUCUCUGUUUUGGAGAUAUAGAUUGUUAACCAUCAUAAUGUUUUUUCCCUUUGUUGGACUUCAUUAUUUCCCGAGGAUUCACGGUUUGUUCAUCUGUGUUGAGGAGUUUGACUGACCAGUGAAAAAAAGAGUAUGACUGCUAUAAAGCGCUGUUUCUUCAACUGGACAGACUGAAGUGGAUCCCUGAACAAGACUCUGGGUCUCAGGCAGAAGAUGUUGAACUCUGAUCUGGAGACUACUGCUUUUCUUUGGUGACCUACCAGACACAGGAAGUGUUGUAGUAUGCGCUCCUGUGAGGACCUUAAUGUGAAAUAACCCUCAUAAGCUCCCACGCUGACUGACUUCUCUAUCUGCAACCUUACGGCUAUGUUAAAAAGCUAACCUCUAUAUUAUAGUCAAUGGAUGUGUGUUGUUUGAAGUUGUAUGGAAGUGAUCAGAUUUGGAUACAGACUACUGUACGUUAUGUGUUUGCCUGUCUGCUGUUCAAGUAUUACUAAACUGUGUAAAACUUCUGUUCAUGUGUUCCUUUUCAGGUCUGUUUACCGUUACAGGAUGUACAUAAUGAUCAAGUGCAGUGCACACAAAUAAAUAGUAAACAGAAAACAGAA